CAAUCGGGACUACCGCGCGAGCGUCCCGUUACGUCAUUAAUAUUCAUGAGCCAGGCGUAUUGAUCCGCGUCCUGGCUCGAGCGCCACGUCGCACACCGGAGAUCCGCGUCGCUGAAGUCAUGGUGAAGAGUGUGAAUUCAGAAGUUCAGUCCAGAAGUGAAACACAUGAAGAAGAAGAAGAACACGCAGAAACCCACCCGUCCGCAGAUGGCGGGAAAGAGCACCCUGUGGCUCCGCCCACGAUGAUCUGGCGCGUGACCGGCGGUCUCUUCAGCGCCACGAAGGGCGUGGUCAGAGCCACGGUGGGCGGAGUCACCUGGCUGGGCGGGAAAAGUUUGGAGAUCACCAAAUCAGCAGUGACCGCGGUGCCCUCGGUGGGCGUCGGCCUGGUGAAGGGCGGGGUUUCAGCAGUGGCAGGGGGCGUGUCUACGGUGGAGUCAACAGUAGCCAAUAAAGUUCCGUUCACAGGAAAGAAGAAAGACAAAUCGGAGUGAAAAAGAGGAGGGUUCUAACGAGAACUUCCGGUUUGCUGUGCUGACGCGCAGUGAUGCUGACUUUCUCUUUCUGUUUUGAUUGGUCACCAGAAACGUUGACGGAUAUUUCUGACCAAUCAACGUCCAAGACAUUUGCGCAAAAGGGAGUUUUGUACGUCAUACUGUGGGUUUCUGAUAUAAACAAAUUUGAUCUCAAAGGAAAAUGUUUUUUUCUCGAAGAUCAUCUCAGAUCUGCGACCAAAGACACAUUUAUCAGUUUGUGCUUCUGUAGCUGUUAAACAAGGUCAUCUGGUUUCUUCUGAAACGUUAUCGGUCGAAUUGUGUUUGUAAAUUCGAUUUUUUUAUUAUUUGAAUAUAAUAAAGUCAUGUAAAAG
Molecule: messenger RNA, 868 nt
Organism: Sinocyclocheilus anshuiensis
Lineage: Eukaryota; Metazoa; Chordata; Actinopteri; Cypriniformes; Cyprinidae
Product: transmembrane protein 263
Exons: 3
Coding region: 120-494 (124 amino acids)
Source: RefSeq, a predicted model, not a curated record